Acanthopagrus latus (yellowfin seabream) is the source of this 1613-nucleotide messenger RNA. It is a transcript of the gene pdlim1, whose product is annotated as PDZ and LIM domain 1 (elfin). Gene Ontology annotation, biological process: muscle structure development; heart development; actin cytoskeleton organization. NCBI's taxonomy places the organism in Eukaryota, Metazoa, Chordata, Actinopteri, Spariformes, Sparidae. The transcript is spliced from 7 exons. Gene Ontology annotation, molecular function: actin binding; muscle alpha-actinin binding. Gene Ontology annotation, cellular component: filamentous actin; adherens junction; Z disc. Bases 183 to 1151 code for a protein of 322 amino acids. The record is from RefSeq and is a predicted model, not a curated record.
UAUUCGUCCGACUGUAACCUGAGGGUCCUCCCCCUGCUCCGGAGCUGCCGAGCUGAAGCCAGGCUUAAACUUCUGACUCACUAUCGAUCACCGCACAUGUCAUAGGCAGGAGGAAGUGCGCUGGUGGUCAGAGACAGAUCUUAAAACACAGUUUAAACACCAGAAUUUAACGUUAGUCAGCUAUGCCUCUCCGGGUGGUGAUGCAGGGUCCUGGACCCUGGGGCUUCAGGCUGGUCGGGGGGAAGGAGUUCGAGCAGCCGCUGACUAUCUCCCGGGUCACCCCUGGGAGUAAAGCCGCCCAGGCCAACCUGUGUAUUGGAGACAUGAUCUUGGCCAUCGACGGAGAGCCGACAGAGAACAUGACUCACUUGGAAGCACAGAACAAGAUCAAGGGGUGCAUAGAGCAAAUGGUGCUCUCCAUAGACAGGUCGGAAAGUAAAAUGUGGUCACCUCUUUCAUCUGAGGGAGGGAAGACACAUCCGUACAAGAUGAAUCUUGCAUCAGAGCCACAAGAGGUGAAACACAUCGGCUCGAGCCACAACAGGAGCGCUCUGCCAUUCACUGGUUUUGGCUCCAAAGUCGUGACCAACCAGUACAACAACCCAUCUAGUCUCUACUCCUCAGAGAACAUCAAGGACUUCAACUCAGCCGUGGACGAAGUUAAAACAAUGGCUACAGCGAACGAGCCCAACAGCAAAGCUCCGUCAGAUCCAUCGCAGACAGAGAAGAGGCCGGCUGUAGCAGCAGAUUCAGAGGUCUACAAGAUGCUGCAGGAGAACCAACAGACUGACGAGCCUCCUCGCCAGUCUGCUUCAUUCAAAGUGCUACAGGGGAUUCUUGAGACAGGUGACUGUGACAAACCGUCAGGCUUCAGGAGUGUGAAAGCCCCCUCAACAAAGAUCGGAUCAUCCGUGGGGAACGCAGACAAGUUACCCACCUGCGACAAAUGUGGAUCCGGCAUUGUGGGGAUGGUGGUGAAGCUGAGGGAUAAGUUCCGUCACCCCGAGUGCUACACCUGUACAGACUGCGACGUCAACUUAAAACAGAAGGGACAUUUCUUUGUGGAGGACAAGAUUUAUUGUGAGACGCAUGCACGCGAGCGAGUGACUCCGCCUGAGGGCUACGAUGUGGUCACCGUCUUCCCCAAGUAGAGGGCUCACUCCGGCCUUGGGACUGCACGCCACAAUCGGACACUAUGACAUAAUCCUAGAUGUCCCGACAUUUAGCUCAUGAUGGUCUUCUUUGCAUUGUGUUUCAGUACGGUCACAGGUGGGCAGUCCAGUAGAGAACCACAUCUUCGAAAGUGUCAAUUUGCACAUUAACUUCUACAAAAGAAAAGUCAAUGAAUACUAUGAAAUGAUGGCAUUUGUUUUUUUAUCUCCCUAAAAAGAGUCUUCCAUUUGAAUGACAGCCAAUGUGUUGAUGUAAUAUUUGUCUUUGUAAAUGUAAAUGUUCAGUUUGGAUCAUGGAAACAAUGGAAAGGCAGACUACUUUUCACCACAAGACUUUUUUCUACAGUUUUAUUAAAUAAAUAGAACUACUUUUUAUGCAGCAAGAACAGCUCAAAAACACAUAUGAAUCAUUUCCAAAAUAAAUAUUUUAGCUUAAAAUAA